AUGGCACGAAGAUACAACGCCAGCGUUUUUAGGCUGGAUCCGUUCUCAACCAAAAUCCAACAAGGUAUCUCCGAUGAAGAGUUGCAUACCACACCGGUGGUCACGUCCCCUCUCACACAUGAUCCAACAUGGGAUGCUAAGGAUCCACUUGGUAUAUCCCUUUCGAAACCUGCAACAACCUCGUUGCCGGACAUCUGUCACGCCAGAGAAAAAAAGAUAACGUACGUGGCGGCCGGAGAUAUCUUUUUUCAUGUGUCGCCUACCUAUACCUCAUACCUCCAGUUGUCGUUUCAUCUCGAAGACGACUCCGCUCCAGGGGGUCGUAAGCAGACGUGCAUCAGAUUGACUCGAGACACAUGCCUGAAGCUUGCCCCUAUCAAGAUCAACAAGGAACUCUAUUCUGAGCUCUUGCCAAAGACUACGCCAACCUUUACGAGCUACAGUCAGUUCCCCCUCUCCGUUCAAUAUGACACUGGCCGAUUCUUCUCCGAAAACAUGUUCAUAGAGUCGCCCUCUCACUCUUUGCUACAUCUGCAGAAGGCCUUCAAGUCAGCCUCCCGUCUUACUGUUUUAAUCGAGGACACAACUUACCAUUUUCGGCAAGACCUGGAAUCGCUCAUCACCAAAUUUCGAAUCUGGGAGGGUACUUAUCCCUUGCAGCCGCAGACCGCUUUUCUCGAUGGUAAAGGCAUGUCCCGGGCUUUAGCAUCCAACCCAGAGGAGCCAGCUAGAGCAUCUUUUUUCAGCUCGAACGACUACUUUGCUACACUAGGUGUCGGUACUAAGAUAUUAAGAGAAGCGAAAGAAAAGGCAGACCGCGAGGAUUUCGAGUGCGCCAUCCACGUUAUCAGCGCAGAGGAAGGAGACCGCAACCGCUAUUAUGCGAUAUUUAAGGUACCCCGGGACCAGGGGCGGUUGGCCGGAUUCUCCUCUGGGGACCGUGCCACUGUGGCCUUCAAAGAUGACAAUGGAGCAACAAGCUGGAGUAUGCAUGUCAUUGAACCAAUUCCAUGGUCUGGUAACGGCGUUGUGACGGCGUGUCUAGAGUUUGGGAAGGACGUAACAUCUCCGAGACGUUUACGCCUCACUCCCGUCCCCCGAGGUCGUGGUGGUUCCGGCUUCAGGAAAAUUCUGGAAGGGCCUGGUCUGAAAGCGACUGUGUGUCCAGAGGCCCGCCACAGCGAGUUUCCCUAUAUCAUGGACGCUUUCGAUAUAUUGCGCUCCACAUUACCAGCUGCCAGGCCCGGCUCAAUGGGAAUGGCAGUGUGCCGAUUUCUUGUGGGCAACAAGCCUGGUAGCAUUCCCAAGAAAGACAUCUAUGGGUUGCUAGCCAACAAAGAUCUCGCAGCCGAGCAAAACAUGGAUCUCAACGAUGGCCAGAAGACCGCUAUAUCUAUGGCCAGGUGUGCGCCGGCUGGAUUUGUCCUCUGUCAUGGCGGUCCUGGUACAGGGAAGACCCACUUUGUGGUUGAAGCAGUCAAGCCGUUUCUUCUCGAUGGUGCAAGAAAGCAUCACGUUUUGCUGACUGCGCAGGGGAAUCGUGCCACCGAUGCCUUGGCGAUCGGCUUAGAGCGCAGACUACAUGGACUCAUCGGCAGCGGCCAGGUUCCCAGAUCCCAAUACCUAGUGCGCUUGCAUAGCAUCAAGACCGAAAGAUCAAUCUUUUUACGAGGCGCACUCACGUCCCGACGCGAGAAGUUGCGGAGCGGGGCAGCCCAGGCUCAGAGUAAAACAGGUACCAAGGCCGUUGCCAGCCUCCCACGCCAGGAGGAAGAAAUCAGGGCACAUUGUCAAACCUUUACUGCUUGCAAAUACGAGUUCGUAGAUGACAAGCGUGUAGAGCACUUGGAACUCUCGGUCGGACACAGGAUGCGGCAAAUUGCAGGUUUAGAACCGGAUGGCCCACAUUUACUGGGGGAGGACUUGUUUUCCGAAUUUGCAGGACUAUAUCAACGAUUCAGUGACGGUAAGGAACUACACGACGAUGUCAUGAUGCUUUUUCAUACGGGGAUUGAGGAGUUGAUGGCAUACACUAUCUCGAACGCGGCGGCUGUUUGCGCCACGGUUGCUGGUGCUGCGGAUGCCGUCUUCACCAAGAACUACUCAGAGGCUGAGUUGAUCGUGGUGGAUGAGGCCUCGCGAAUUGCGGAGUACUACUGGUGGCCAUUACUCGCUUACUUCCCAAACGCAGUAGGCAAGAUCAUGGUGGGUGACCACUUCCAGCUACCACCGAGGGUAGAUGAAGACAUUGAGAUGCGGAACCCAUGCCAGCCUCAACUUGAGAUGUCCUUACAGGAACGUGCUCAGACAAUAGGCAUGCGUGCGGCAUUCUUUACCGUGCAGUAUCGGGCUAUGCCCGAGAUUACCGAAAUCUACAGCAAGGUCUGCUAUCAGUCUCGCCUCACGAGCGAUCCAUCAACAUACUUGGAGAGGCGACCUCUGGCUGGCGAAAUUGUGCAUCAUAACACCGUCCACUACGGGAUUGCCAAGCCGUUGAUCUUCUUUGAUAUUCCGAGCGCCGUGCAGAAAAAGAGCGGGAGUACAAUCGUUUGCGUCACUUACGCCAACCUGGUCCUGCGAAUCCUACAAGGCCUUCUUACAGCUGGAUUUGGCUCAACAAAGCCUUGCACAAUCGCUAUCCUGGCGCCAUACAAGUCUGAGCUAAACAUGCUCUGGGUUGCUAAGAGGGAAAUGGCCGAGGAGGUGAAAGGAGCCGCCGCUGCGAAGAAUGUGUUUGUGGAAACGGCGGAUAAGGUACAAGGUAUGGAGUAUGACAUUGUCAUUGUUGAUCCAGUGGCCACGCACUUCCCAGGGUUUUUGACCAUGCAGAGACUCAAUGUCCUAUUCUCGAGAGCGAAAUAUGGACUCUACGUCUGCGGCAACCUCGAAGCAUGGAGGAACAUGAGAAGAGAUGGUUCUGAGUGGAUUCAAGCGUUUGGCAGUGCACUUGCGCCGCAUGCCACCAAAUUGUCGGAUGCGGAAUUACGUGGGUCGGUCGUGGUCAGCACCGACUGGUGA
Messenger RNA from Cladophialophora yegresii CBS 114405, 3018 nucleotides. RefSeq lists its product as uncharacterized. Gene Ontology annotation, molecular function: 5'-3' DNA helicase activity. The coding region runs from base 1 to 3018 and encodes 1005 amino acids. The record is from RefSeq and is a predicted model, not a curated record. The transcript is spliced from 2 exons. NCBI's taxonomy places the organism in Eukaryota, Fungi, Ascomycota, Eurotiomycetes, Chaetothyriales, Herpotrichiellaceae.